UUGAAGGCGUCGCUGUUUGAUCUCCUUUCCCUUUCCUCGUCUUCCAGCCUAUUCAACCAACAUUGCCCUUUCAUUGAUUCGCAAUUUAUUUCUUUGCAAAGGGCUUCAUGAGUCCUCAAACAAGAUGUCUUCCGACAUAGACUCAGCAAGCAGUGCGCACGCUGCAGAAGACCCCUCAGGACUCCCAUUCGAUCCGCCAGGCAACGUUCGGAUGACAGCUGAACUAAGUUACAGGUAUAAUGAUGACCGCAGACCUAUCGUAAACCAGUAUUUGCGCGGUCACCGAGUCGGAAAAGGUCAGCAUGGCGAAGUAUGGGUGUGUUGGGACUUGUCGGAUAAUCGUCGCGAGCUGGCCAUAAAGGCCGUCAAACGCAUUAACCCACGCGCUGAGAAGAUGAACAUGCUCCGCAGGCGAAACAUCCCCGAGUCGUCUCAUACACCACUUACAGAAAAACUCGGAAGCCUCGAGCAUAAAAUACGGAAAGAAAUCGCGAUAAUGAAAAAGUGUCGUCAUGGGCAUGUCGUUCGCCUGCUGGAGGUUAUCGACGACAAGCUGAAUGAUAGGAUAUACAUGGUCAUGGAAUAUCUGAGUGGUGGAGAGAUCAAGUGGCGCAACGAGCAAAAUGAGCCUGUGUUGCAGGUGGACCAAUGUCGACGAAUAUGCCGCGAUGUUAUCCUCGGCCUCGAAUAUCUCCAUUACCAGGGAAUUAUUCACCGUGACAUAAAGCCUGCUAACCUUCUCUGGACUGCGGAUCGCCAAAUGGUCAAGAUCAGUGACUUUGGGGUCUCGCAUUUCUCAUAUGCGCAGCGCCUCGCGGCUGCAGGGCGUGGAAAGGUCGCCCUAGAUGACGCUAACGACCCGAUUUUGCUGGAUGAUUCGGACCUUUCCAAGCGUGCCGGAACCCCGCCGUUUCUUGCUCCUGAGGUCAUCGCUGAGUACAAUGGCGAUCCUGUGGCAUCCAUAUCCGCUUCUGCCACCUCGACCACACUACCCUCCUUGAGGUCCGCCCCACAUAUAAGCUCCACUUCCACUGUCCGCCCGAACACGUCCCAGCGGCUGCAGAUUACGAAGGCCAUUGAUGUAUGGGCACUGGGUGUCACCCUGUACUGCCUUCUUUUCGGCAAAAUUCCGUUCAGAGCCCCAGAUUCGAGCGAAUACAUGCUCUACAAUAUCAUAUGCAAAAAUGACUGGGAGCCAGAAGACACUAUGGGUUACGAUUGCAUUCAAACUGGCGGGCGGAAACCCAAGGACAAAAAGUCUGAGGGAGUUGUUGUCAUGAGUCUUCUCGACAAGCUGCUUGAAAAAGAUCCCAAUAAGCGCAUGACUAUCGAUCAAGCAAAGGUUCGUCCAUUUUCAUUCUGCGCGUAUUCGCCCCCCAUAUCUCCCAUUUUACGUGUAGCGGUACGUUUGGUUCCUGCGAGAUAUUCCACAUCAUCAAGAAUGGCUUCGUCAGACCUCACCCUCCAGGACUGACAUGGUCAUGGUCACGGAGUCUGACACCCGCACUGCGAUGACUACCGUCCGCUUCAGCUGGGGCUGGCCAAAGCGCCUCACACGCCGCAUAUCCUCAUUAUUCAAAGGUGUUCGUUCUUCGCGCGGCACAUCAUCACGUGACGAUGAAGACGACUUCGGUGUGUGUUCCUCGCCUACCAUUGCGGUAGAGCGGCACAAAAGCGCUAGUGCGCGAAUGUCAGGUUCGGAAAUCCACGAGGACGGGAGGCGUCGCGGUGUUGGACGCUCUGCCAUUGUGCGUAACGACUCAACGCCAAACAUGGGAAGGAGAGAAGAAUCAAU
This is a messenger RNA of Suillus clintonianus, 1795 nucleotides long. Its product is annotated as kinase-like domain-containing protein. Gene Ontology annotation, molecular function: protein kinase activity; ATP binding. The record is from RefSeq and is a predicted model, not a curated record. The coding region runs from base 125 to 1474 and encodes 449 amino acids. NCBI's taxonomy places the organism in Eukaryota, Fungi, Basidiomycota, Agaricomycetes, Boletales, Suillaceae. Gene Ontology annotation, biological process: protein phosphorylation. The transcript has 4 exons.